Andrographis paniculata is the source of this 576-nucleotide messenger RNA. RefSeq lists its product as uncharacterized. The record is from RefSeq and is a predicted model, not a curated record. The transcript has a single exon. Bases 1 to 576 code for a protein of 191 amino acids. Lineage: Eukaryota; Viridiplantae; Streptophyta; Magnoliopsida; Lamiales; Acanthaceae.
AUGGAUCAAAACAUUAAAGUGGCCAAGAAAUUUUGGAAGAUGAUCAAAGUGGUCUACUUCAUGCUAAGAAAAGGCUUCUCCAAGGCCAAAUUAUUAGCCAAUCUCAACACCAUGCUCAAGCGCGGCAAGAUCGCCGGAAAAGCCGCCAUGCACCACCUCAUCCACCACGACGGCGCCGCCUCCGGCGGCGGCGGCAGCCACCACCACCACGAGGUGGAACUCUCCUACCCGAUGCCGUUAAACGAGUACGAAUUUAGCUGCAGCAAUACCCCCAAGUUCCACCUCCCCUUCCACCUCAACAAGCGUAGACGCGCCGCCGUCCGUACUCCGGUGCCGCCGUCCCCCGACGACGACGGCGACCUUUUCAUGGAGGCCCUCGAGAUGGUGAGCAGCCGGAUGGCCUCCCCGGCGCUCCCCGGAUUCGGACGGACGCCGAUGGCGAGGCAGUUGAGGAUAACGGACUCGCCGUUUCCUAUUAUGGACGAAGACGGCGGCGGCGGCGCCGCCGGCAGAGUCGAUGAGGCGGCGGAGAAGUUUAUAUCGAAAUUUUAUAGGGAAUUAAAGCAGCAGAAAUGA